AUGAAAUUAAGCACAUCAGAAGACCCAAGUGAAGUUUUCGAGCUGAAAAACCAAGUUCAUAAGCAUAAAAAACUGGUUGCAAAGCUCAAACAGCAGCUAGAAGCGAAAGCACAAACAUUAGCCACGUAUGAGUAUCUACUUAAGCAGCCAUCUACGUCAGUUUAUAUGCAUAGGAGCAUGCUUGACAAUAAAGCUGCAAAAUGCCCAUACUGCUCAAAGUGCUUUAUGGGGACUGAUUUUCUGGAAAAGCAUCUCAGCAGAAGACAUCCAAGUAAUGCUCCUCCUCAUAAAGAGCAAGAAAGACCUCAAACAGAACCAAUCCCAAAAAUUAAUAAUCUGGAUCAAAUAUUAGAAAGCAUGCAAAAUAUAGUCACAACACAAGCGAGCAUUCUGAAGCAGUCAUUUGAUAAGCAAGCCACAGAGCUGCAAGGCAUUUUUGAGCGCCAUAUUCAGGAUUCUUCAAGAAAUAGGAGUUUUAAUGAGACGGAGUAUUACACUCAGACCCCUUUGUCAUUUCAGCAAAGUAUAAGUACUAUAAAGCUUGAAAAACUAUCUCAGCUCCAGGAGCAGAAUGAAUCAAUUCUUAAAGAACAAGAAUCAGAAUUACAAGUCUUAAAAGCUGAAAACAUGGCGUUAAGGAACGAAUACGCAACUUUGCAUCUCCAUUUAAGCCAGUCAGGAAAGCUCAGCCCUUCAUCAAUGCAUAAUAAAUACAAAGGAAAAGAAGUCAUCAAGCCAAAACUCAGCAGAUACCGAAGUGAGUCAGGAGAAGAACAAGACACUGAUCUGCUUUGAAAUAAUUUUGAGCAUGAGAUAAGGCUAGAUGGAGACAGAAGUCCUUAUCGCAAUAAAAUAGAACGAUUAGAAGAGGUAUCUUUUACCAGAAAAGGACCUGCUUUAGGAAGCGAGCUGCACAGUGACAACUUUACGUAUUCAGGAGAAUUGACUUUUUCUGAUAUCCCAGAAUCUGACGAAAGCAGCCCUGACCAAUACUUGCACCCCAUUUCAGACCCAACUACUAAAGAUAUCAUCAAAGCAGCCAAAGUUUUGCGGAUGGACCCCAAAAAAGACGCCCAGUAUUUAAAUGUGGCAGUGGAAUUUUUAAAAAACCCUUUGCAGAAGCCCUGGACAUAUUUUGAGGAUAAUGGAAUAAUCAGAUUUAGGAAUCUAGAAACAGGAGAAGUCACAGAAAAACACCCAGGAAUUGAAUGAUUUAUUGAUUUAUAUACAAAACUGAAGGCGAAGAAACUAAAUACUAUUGCCAAGGCGAGGAGUCUGAUGCAGAAUAAGCGAAAUUAUAUUUUACAAGAAAAAUACAACAGCGGGAUUCAAGUGUUUUUCAAGCAUGAAAAAGCAGCUUUUCAGGCAAAAAGAGCGAAAACUGACCAAUUGAUAGACGACUAUAUGAAGAAAAUAAAGCAGACUCAUAGCUUGAUUAUGAAAAUUGAAGAAGAAAGGGAAAAGAAAAUCGCAAGUGGGUCAAUUUAUGUUAGGGCUAAUGAUCUGAUUAAUGCUGAGGUCUUGGCUCUGGUUAAUUCGUAUAAGCUCCGUAAUGCUUAG
Blepharisma stoltei is the source of this 1560-nucleotide messenger RNA. Lineage: Eukaryota; Ciliophora; Heterotrichea; Heterotrichida; Blepharismidae. The record is from the annotation of a GenBank genome assembly.